AACUGAUCAAAGUCCAGUGCCUGUACCCCAGCGUUCAUCUGUCUCGGUAAGAGAGGAAAAGUGACAAAAGGCAUGGGUCCCAUGGAUUCAGCGCAGCCGCUUAGUGGAAGAAAAGGUAACCUGCCUCGCCUCAAACACAGGACAGCUGUUGAGUGGAAAGUCCCGCUGAUCAUCGGUGUUGUACUUGCAGCCAUUGUUGUAAUUGUUGUGGUUCUCAUGAUACUUUUGCCUGUGAAAUCUCCACCUGAAUCCAAGCUGCCUCAUGUCUUCACCCCAACCCAGCUAAGGGCAAAACGCCCCGGUGCCUGCUGCCCAGAUGGCUGGGUCGGAUUUAGAGGGAAAUGCUAUUAUUUCUCUGAUGCCAAGGGGACCUGCAACUCCAGCCAGAGCCUCUGCUCUUCAUUCAAUGCCUCCCUGGCUAAGAUCAACACCAGGAAAGACCUGGACUUCAUUAUGCGAUAUAAAGGCGUCUCUGAGUUCUGGAUUGGCCUGAAGCGAGUAUCGGCGCAGCUCUGGCAAUGGAAGAAUGGCGAACAGUUCAACAACCUGUUUACGGUAAGAGGAGAAGGCAACUGCACGUACCUGAGUGACGACUUUGCCACUUCGUCAUGGUGCUCCACAAAGCACUACUGGAUCUGCAGCAAACCCGAUGGGAUGAGAAGGGAGGACACGAUGCCGGGGGACUGAAGGCAGGA
Messenger RNA from Chelonoidis abingdonii (Abingdon island giant tortoise), 695 nucleotides. Lineage: Eukaryota; Metazoa; Chordata; Testudines; Testudinidae. The record is from RefSeq and is a predicted model, not a curated record.